Molecule: messenger RNA, 2639 nt
Organism: Striga asiatica
Lineage: Eukaryota; Viridiplantae; Streptophyta; Magnoliopsida; Lamiales; Orobanchaceae
Source: the annotation of a GenBank genome assembly
CUGCUCGAGAGGGAGUGAAAGAGUAGAGAGAAGGAAAAAAAGAAAAAAAAAGAAAAACUCCGGCGAGAACUCCGGUGGGAGAGGGGAGAGAGAAAAAAUCAUGCACGGUGGGGUGUAAUUUUUCUAACAUUUAUUUUUUUUCCCCCUAAAUCAUCAACCCAAAUCUUUUUUCCCCAAAAAAUUCGAAAAGAAUUAUGAGCCGAUUAGGGUUUAAAUCCGUGGUUUAUCAUGGUGAUGUUUAUCUCGGGGAGCUGGAAACAGUUCCGGUGAACGGUGUUAAUUUCCAGUUUCCCAACAAUGAGAUUCGGAUUCGCCACAUAACCCCAGUCAGCGAGAGAUGUCAUCCUCUGUCUGUGCUCCAGACGAUCUCAUAUGCCUCCGUUCGCUGCAAGCUCGAGCCCGGCUCUAAUGGCAGCUCCACCCCCGGUGGAGAGCAGUCGCUGCUCACCAAUCUCCACGCAACUUGCUUUUAUGAGCUGAAGACGGCUGUUGUGUUGCUCGGUAAUGAGGAGGUUCAUUUGGUUGCCAUGCCUAGCAAGCAGAAGAGAUUUCCGUGCUUUUGGUGUUAUUCUGUGCCAUGUGGUUUAUACAGUUCAUGUUUAUGGAUGUUGAACACGCGGUGUUUGGCAAUUGUGUUCGAUCUUGACGAGACUCUGAUUGUUGCUAACACAAUGAAGUCGUUUGAAGAUAGAAUUGAGGCUUUAAUGGGGUGGAUAGCACGUGAGACUGACCCUAUCCGGGAAUCUGGGAUGACAGCGGAGAUGAAGCGAUAUGUUGAGGACCGGGCAUUAUUGAAGCAGUAUGCAGAGACCAACUGUGUUGUGGAUGGUGGUAAAGUGUAUAAAGUUCAGCAGGAGGAAGUUCCUAUGCUAUCUGAUGGGAAUUACCGUGUUUUUCGGCCUGUAGUCAGAUUGCCGGAGAAAAACAUUGUUCUUACGCGUAUUAACCCUGAGAAUCGUGAUACCAGUGUGUUAGUGAGGUUACGACCUGCUUGGGAAGAUUUGAAAAAUUAUUUAACCGCGAAAGGCCGGAAGAGGUUUGAAGUAUUUGUUUGUACCAUGGCUGAAAGAGAUUAUGCACUAGAAAUGUGGAGGCUUCUUGAUCCAGAGGCACACUUGAUUAGCUCCAAGCAACUUCUGGACCGUGUUGUUUGUGUCAAACCAGGGGCCAGGAAAUCAUUGCUUAAUGUCUUCCAGAAUGGCAAUUGUCAUCCGAAAAUGGCGAUGGUGAUAGAUGACCGAUUAAAGGUUUGGGAAGAUAAAGAUCAGCCUCGUGUUCAUGUAGUUCCAGCAUUCACUCCAUAUUAUGCCCCUCAGGCUGAGAAUGCAAAUGCUGUACCUGUCCUUUGUGUGGCGAGAAAUGUGGCAUGCAACGUCAGAGGAGGUUUCUUCAAAGAGUUCGAUGAAAAUCUACUGCGAAAAAUACCAGAAAUCUUCUACGAAGAUGAAGUUGUGAACUUACCUUGUGCACCAGAUGUGAGCAACUUCUUGAUAUCAGAGGAUGCUAGUUUUGUGCCAAACGGAAAUCCGAAUGUCCCAAUUGCUGAGGGAGUUAAUGGACCUGAAGUUGCACAAAGACUGGAAGAGAAGAAUGUCACAAACCCUGCUGCUUCUCACCCAAUAGUUAAUAACUUUGAGUUAAAAUCCAAAAGCUUUAAGCCCCCUGUGGUACCUGUUGCAAGUGUUGCUGCUCCUGCAUCCACAAGAGUACCCUUAUCUUCUGAAAAACCUAGUUUGCUUGGUGAUCCAUCUCGAAGAGAUUCCAAGCUUUCAGCUUCAACUGAGCCACCUCUGUUAUCUAGAUUGCCUUGGCAGGCACCUCACCUGCAACCUCAAGGAGGCUGGUUAGUGGAAGAUGACCCUAAUAAAGGAAGUUUCAACGGACGAAGCCCGGGAAUUAUUCCGGAAAGUGAUCCCUUUGAUAGACAACGAGUUCGUCAGAAUUCACUCGGUCAUGGUACAUCGUCUGCAUUACCAGAAGAACCACCAAAUGCAUCUCUAGUAAAUAAUGAAGAGACCAACUCCCGGAAUGAUCAUCAGAAGCAGACUCCGUUGACAGGUAUAGAAACUCCGAUUUUUGCAUAUAUCCCUGCCUUUUGUUGUCCUUGGCUGUCUAACAUGUCAUCCUUUCAUGAUGAAGAACUCAAGCCUGAAUGUGAUAAGACAAAUCUGUUGCCAUCUUUGUCCAUCAGCGUGCUCCAAGAGAUUGGGAGGAGAUGCAGGUCAAAGGUUGAAUUUAGGCCUGUUGUCGGUACCAGUGAUGAUUUGCAGUUCUCAAUGGAGGUCUUCUUUACCGGUGAAAAAAUUGGUAUAGGAAUGGGCAAGACAAGAAAAGACGCCCAGCAGCAGGCUGCUGAGAAUGCACUUCGUUGCUUGGCAGAUGAUUAUCUCUCUUAUGUUACACCUCAUUCCAGAGCAGUGGAUAAUAAUAACUUUGAUAAAAGCUUUCUGGAGAAAGACAAUGGGUUUCUCUGGGACAAUAUCAAGCCUGGAUCAGAAGAACCACUAUUAUACGGGUUUGCAAUGAAUCACCAUCUUCUGCAAUUUUCGUGCUUGUGGUGGAAGUUGGAGCUCGGUGGCCUUGUUGAUCGAUCAGCUUCAGCAUCUUCCUUGGUUUUGAAGAUUCUCUUUCGGAGGUAA